CUCGGCCAGAAGGAACUGGACGACUUCACUUGAAGGAACUUCGCGUCCGCCUCGGACCCUUGUUGUUGUUGGAUCCACAGGCGACCGGUUGCGUAACGGUGAUGCGCGUAAUCCGAAAGACGUAUAAAGUCUUUGAAGUGGGGAGUUUCUGAUUUUAAAGUUAAAGGGGAAACUUCUUUUUGUUGUUGUUGUUUACCGGUGGUUUUGGUGAACCUCUUUCUUUGUCUGGCUCCGAACUCGGCUGGACAUGGCAGAGGGAGACUUCUACACUAUGGGGAACCGGCAGAGGUUUCCCAGGGACCCGUUUGGAGAGUCGCCGUUCGGGGACCAGUCCCCGUUCCGGGACCAGCUCGCGUCUCGCUUCAUGGAGGACGACUUCGGGAUGUCCCCGUUCCCCGACGACCUGGCGAUGGACUGGCCGGGCUGGGCUCGGCCGGGCCGCCUCGGCGCGCGCCUCGGCGCGUCGCCGUUCAGCAGCACUUUACGCACGGGCUUCCCGCCGCGCCACUCCACGGGGGGCCCCGCGCUGUACACCAGCCGGUACGGGGAGUCGUCCCCGCGGAGCUCGCCCACCUCCACCACCUCCUCCUCGUCCGCCGCCGCCGCCGCCGCCGGGGGGGGGGAGCCCUGGAAGGUGUGCGUGAACGUGCACAGCUUCAAACCAGAGGAAUUAAACAUCAAGACGAGAGACGGGUUUGUCGAAGUGUCAGGGAAACACGAAGAGAAGCAGGAGGAAGGAGGCAUAGUGACAAAGAAUUUCACAAAGAAGAUACAGAUCCCGCUAGAUGUGGACCCUCAGGCAGUCUUCGCCUCUUUGUCCCCCGAGGGCGUCCUCAUCAUCGAAGCCCGACAGACGCCGCCCUAUUACCUCUUCAGCGACGAGGGCCCGCAGGGCGGCGACGCGCAGGAGGCGGAGGUCCCCAAGCCCCAAGAGGCGGCCAUGGUCUAAAAACCCCAACCCUGUGACCAACGCGACAGAUCGCGCUGCACAAUCCAAUUGUACGUUCAUAUGAAGGCUGUGGCCUUCGGCUUCAUGACGUCACAAACCUGGGUAAAAAAAAAUAUGUGCAAAAUAUAUUAAAGGUGACAUAUUAUGCUCAUAUUCAGGUUCAUACUUUUAAUUUGUGUCACCACUUGAAAAGGUUCACAUGCUCUAAUGUUGAGAAAAGGCAUC
Messenger RNA from Scophthalmus maximus (turbot), 1174 nucleotides. It is a transcript of the gene hspb8, whose product is annotated as heat shock protein b8. Gene Ontology annotation, biological process: cellular response to unfolded protein. NCBI's taxonomy places the organism in Eukaryota, Metazoa, Chordata, Actinopteri, Pleuronectiformes, Scophthalmidae. Gene Ontology annotation, molecular function: protein homodimerization activity. The coding region runs from base 248 to 949 and encodes 233 amino acids. Gene Ontology annotation, cellular component: nucleus; protein folding chaperone complex; cytoplasm. The transcript is spliced from 3 exons. The record is from RefSeq and is a predicted model, not a curated record.